This is a messenger RNA of Purpureocillium lilacinum, 1116 nucleotides long. The record is from RefSeq and is a predicted model, not a curated record. NCBI's taxonomy places the organism in Eukaryota, Fungi, Ascomycota, Sordariomycetes, Hypocreales, Ophiocordycipitaceae.
AUGUGGCAGGCGUUCCUGGUAGACCACUCUUUAAAUGCUACGUCACUACUGUAUCUUGCUCCUUUUCAUCUGACCUGGGCCUUCCCCUUCCAUCUCCCAAAUUGUUUCAAUGUUUUAGCUACGAUACCAACGCGGCAAUCGAACAUCAUGCUGGCCAAUACAGUCGCGGACGUCUCCGAGGAUCGAGGGCUGACGCUGUGGGCCUGCAUUACCACUUUUGCCAUACUUUCCUUCUUAGCUGUGUUUGGACGGUUUUCAGCAAGACGCCUCAAGGCUGCGCCUUUGGCCAACGGACUUGGAAAGCAUCGGGCAGUCGUCUCCGAAGCCCAGUUGUCUCAGUUCUACUAUCUUUUGUAUUACUUCCAAAUCUGCUACGUUGUCGCACCGCCAACGGUUAAGUUGUCGCUCUUAUUCCUGUACAAACGUAUAUUUCCGUCUCGUCGCUUUCAUCUGGUGGUACACACGAUGGCUCUGCUGGUCGCCAUGUGGGGUAUAACCUCCACAUUCAUCAGCAUCUUCAACUGCACACCAGUCAGCGCCUUCUGGACACGCAAAGGAUCGUGCUUGGAUUUCAAAAAAUUCGGCAUUGGAUACGCCAUCGUCAACAUCACCACUGACUUUGCAGUUUGGCUGAUGCCCAUGCCAAGUGUGUGGUCUAUACAGCUACCGACCUCGCAGAAGAUCGCGCUAUGUCUAAUCUUUCUUCUGGGACUAUUUGAUUGUGCUGCGGCACUCACAAGACUUGUCACUUCGAUGCUAGUCCUUGACGAAAAGGAUGUUACGUGGUUCUACUCUACUGGAUUCAUGUGGUCCGUCGUCGAGGUCUCCACCAGUAUACUGUGUACUUGCCUCCCAACGAUGCGCAUUCUAUUACAGCAUAUGUGGACAAAGAGGGUUCGUCCGUCCAACAGCCACGAUGCCUCCGACAGUCGUGUCCUGUCUGGACGCCAUGACAAAGCUGGCUGGCCGCUGAGACUGAGUUCCGGCGGAGGGAUAAGCUAUGACAGGACCCACAGCAUGGGACACGAAGACUGCUCUGCAUCAAAUGACCGCUGUUUCGAGGUCCCUUCGUCACGCGGAAGCGACUUUGAACUCAAUCCUGUGGGGCAUGUCUAG